AUGGUGGCCUUGCAGCUGGCCCUCACAUGUGUGGGCCUGAUCACUCUGAUCAUGGGGGUCAUUCGCGAACGUGCCCUGCAUCAUCGUGCCCGCGAGCAUAGUCAUGUCACUCGCUUUCACAUUCCCUUUGCUGCCUUUGUCGCCUUUUCACUGCUGGCCUUUGCCACCCUGACCGGUAUCAUCGGCACCAUCCUCUUUGCCGCAUUCAAUGCACGCAAUUUUUCCAUCAAAAACCAGGCCACCGUGGCCAACGGGUUUUACACGCACUUGACCAGCGUGGGCUUUUCGUUUCUUGCCGCCAACACCGUCCUUCUUUGUUAUCCCAGCGACACCGUGCGUGCCAAGCGCGAAGCCCAUGAGGCGGCCCAGCGGCGCUGGCGCAGCAACAUUGUUACGCGUGCUCGAAAAGAUAACUAG
Molecule: messenger RNA, 417 nt
Organism: Monosiga brevicollis MX1
Lineage: Eukaryota; Choanoflagellata; Craspedida; Salpingoecidae
Exons: 3
Coding region: 1-417 (138 amino acids)
Source: RefSeq, a predicted model, not a curated record